AUUUUUUCUUUCGAUCGCGAACUCUGCAGCUCGACGCAUUGAGAAGAUGUUAAUUAUUGAUUUUUUCAUUUCAUCAAAAAACUCUGCAUUUUUUUGUACACAUUUUUGAUGCUUGUUUUAGUAAUUUCAGCAGCAACAACACUGGAACGCAAACGCGAAAAAAGUUUUUGGCUCGGACCCUUGUCGAAUGAGUGUCCCGCCGAAGUAUUCCUAUCUUCGAUAAUACUCGGCCAGGGAACCUUUUUCAGUGGAGUUCGAAGUUUUUUGUUUCCCUGCGUUCCAUGAAAUUGGGAAACUUUAGCUGCGGCUGUUGCGGACAUGAAUUAUCGACGAGGAUUCCCGAAGGGACCAGGAUCCGAGCAGUCUCACGUACGAUUAUUUCCAAAGGAAUGAACAAAGGCUGGGGCUUGGCGGACAAGUGACUCCGCUGUGCACCGUGGAAGAUUAGGACCGAAAAAUUCGCCGUUGUCGCGAUACGUGGGGAUAAGGAGAAUGCGAAAGUGAAAAACGUCAAUUCUUGUCGAUUCAACACAAAAUAAAUGCGAAGAUCUUCACACAGAACGUGACAAAAACUUGCUGAAUUAAAAUGAGAGCGAGGGCAUCAGAAACCGACAAUCGUCAUGCACUCCGACAACUCGAAUUUCGGCGCCUGCGCUAUCGCUUAUCAUGACAAAUUUCUUCCUUCAUUCGGCUGAGCUCUAGCGACGGUUUCGCAAAAAAACGGUGGAACACAAGAGUAUAAAAGUGAAGAUCUAGUGGAGCAGAGCCUCGUGAUAAAAUCAGUCCGAUCGUCGAAUAAGUCGGAUGAACAUAAUUUACAAUGAGGCCAGUUAGUUCAACGUAUUGUUGGUACUCGAAAGCACUGUCGUGGAUCUUACUGAUUCUAUUCUCUUUAUUUUUGUUUUUUGGAGUGUUGACUACGAUUGUAAAUUCAUCGGAUUCGCAGGGAGAUAAUCCCGAUCGAUCGGCGUUGAGAGACAUUUUUAGAAGCGCCAUGGGCUCUGUACCCAAAGGAGUUGAUAAUCUCAUCGCGGGAUUGAGAGUCGUGGAAAUACCUGAAAAAAGUGCAAACGUUCCUCCGGAUUCUCGGUACGACUUCGUCGUCGUAGGCGCUGGAACAGCUGGAGCGACUAUCGCAUCGAGGUUGAGCGAAAUUAAGGGAGUUUCGGUUCUCCUCAUCGAAGCCGGUGGCGACGAGAAGCCCUACAUGGACGUCCCGGUGCUCGCGAAUUUUUUGCAAUUCAGCAAAGAUCUCAAUUGGCAGUACAAAACCGAGCCGUCGAACGAGUACUGUCUCGGGAUGGAGGCUCAUCGGUGCAAGUGGCCACGGGGUCGUGUCAUCGGGGGCAGCAGCGUUCUCAAUUACAUGAUGGCCGUGCGGGGCAACAAAAGGGACUACGAUCGUUGGUCCCGGCUGGGAAACGACGGAUGGUCCUGGGAGGAAGUUUUGCCGUACUUCCGGAAGCUCGAGGCCAUGGGAAUCGCCGAGUUUCGGAACGACACGAAGCACCACAACGUCGGUGGACCGGUGAGCAUAAAUUACGUGCCCUUCCGGAGUCCGAUAGCGAAGGCCUUCGUCAAAGCUGGGAAAGAGCUCGGCUGGGACGAGGUUGACUACAACGGGGAACGACAAACCGGGUUCUCGUUCAUUCAGUCCACCACGAAAAAAGGUAUGAGAUUCAGCAGCAAUAGAGCUUACCUGCGCCCGAACAAAAAACGAAAGAAUCUUUCGAUAACGAAGCGAAGUCUCGUGAGGAAGAUCAUCAUCGAUGAGGAAUCGAAGCGUGCUCUCGGGGUCGAAUUCUACAAAAAGAAAAAGAUUAUCAGGGUCUGGGCGAAGAAGGAAGUGAUCCUGUGCGCCGGAGCCAUCGGCUCGCCCCAAAUACUUAUGCUUUCCGGUAUCGGACCGAGGGAACACUUGGAAAGCUUUGGCAUCAGAGUCUUAAGGGACUCUCCGGUCGGCGAGAACCUCCAGGAUCACAUCGCCUACGGGGGGCUCGUGUUUUUGCUCGAUCGACCUGCUGGCCUUUCGGUCGCAGAAAUGAUGAAUCCCCUGAGACCUGUCCUCGGGGAGUUCCUUUGGCGCAGAACAGGGCCCCUCACCUCACUGGGUGGUGCUGAGGGAAUCGCUUUCGUCAACGUCGACGAUCCAUCCGAUCCUGGGGAUUAUCCGAACAUGGAAUUACUCUUCGUUAGCAAUUCGGUCGGGACGGUCUCCGUCUUCCGUGACAAUUUGGGCCUCGCUGAAGACUUUUGGGAAAAAACAUUUUUGCAUGUUGCCUCGAAAAACUCUUGGACCGUCUAUCCCAUGCUGCUCAGACCCAAAAGUCGUGGGAAAAUUCUUCUCUCCGGUACCAAUGUGCACAAGCAUCCUAAAAUUAUACCCAAUUACAUGAACGAUCCGGAGGACGUGAGAAUACUCAUUAAGGGGGUCAGGCUCGCACUCAAACUCGGCAAAACAAAUUCGAUGCAAAGAUUCGGCUCCGAAUUGCACGCUACACCGGUCAGUGGCUGCGAAACCUUCGAAUACGAUUCCGACGAUUAUUGGGAAUGCGCUAUUCGAAGAGUGCCCAUGACCAUUUACCAUUACUCGGGCACUUGCAAAAUGGGAGCUCGAAGUGAUACCACUGCCGUUGUCGAUCCCAGGUUACAGGUGAUUGGAAUUGAAGGUCUGAGAGUCGCUGACGCUUCAAUAAUGCCCGAAAUUCCUAGCGGACACACCAAUAUUCCAACGUUCAUGAUCGCUGAAAAGCUGGCUGAUAUGGUCAAACAAGAUUGGGAUUAUUCGACUGACCCUCUGCCCUGAAAUUCGCUUCUUUUUGGAAGCAUGAAGAGAUGGAAGAAAACUGAAAAUCACCAGGCGCCAUAGAAACGAGCCUUUCAGCACGUAUUUCAAAGGAACUCGAAAUUACUAUGACAACUGUCGCGAAUUACAGUGGAGCUUACGGUGCUUGGAAGUUGCCAAAAAUGAUGAAAAAUCGAAGCUGGAUUCGUGACGUUGACAAAUUUGAUGCUGAACGAUGAACUUGUUGAACAACAAUCGACAAAUAACUUGGACAACAUUUUUUUAAAAAUUUCUAAAAUAAUUUCAACUGUUUUCAACAUUAUCCAUUAUUAUUUGAAUUUCUCAAUGCAAAACCCACACACACACGUCGGAUAACAAUGCGGUGACCGAUUUCAAUGUAUUUCAAUGCUCUUUAUACCUUAAUUAGUGAAUAAUUUCAAUGACACGAGUAGUUUUUCUGCAGCUGGUAACACAUUACCCGCAUUAUGAAACAGCUGCUCAUCGAAGCUUGUAACCGAUUAUGGAAUUACGUACGCGGUGUGACACCUUCUGUAUUUGUCGUGAAUAUUGUCCUCGUCGAAUCGACGUCGUUGAAAAUUCAACCUUAUUGAUAAAUAAAUGAUAAGAAUGACUAAUGAGAG
Molecule: messenger RNA, 3426 nt
Organism: Venturia canescens
Lineage: Eukaryota; Metazoa; Arthropoda; Insecta; Hymenoptera; Ichneumonidae
Product: glucose dehydrogenase [FAD, quinone]-like
Exons: 2
Coding region: 821-2806 (661 amino acids)
Molecular function (GO): oxidoreductase activity, acting on CH-OH group of donors; flavin adenine dinucleotide binding
Source: RefSeq, a predicted model, not a curated record